CAGUGCUCCCGGCUUUCGCCGCGGUCGCGAGAUCCGCGUUUUUCCCCAAGAUGGUGGCACUGGGCUCGGGGUGACUGCAGGAGACGACAGAACCUGAAUCCCCCCCUGGCCGGAAGCUCGACACACCGCCCUCCUCUCCCUCGCGCGCUCCGCCGCCCCCGCUUGUGCGUCACCUCUGCCGACCCGGCGCUCACGGCCGCGGGCGGCGGCGCCUCCCUCGGCUCCUCCUCGGGGCCGCGCUCGGAGCAGCUCGCAGCCCAGCCGCGGCCAGGCGGGCCCCGCAGCCCCCUGGUGUGGACAGGCAGCGUCGAAGCGGCGGCUGGCGACGAGCUCGGGGUGUUGUGCGGCCCCGGCGCCCCCUUUCCCGGCCUCGGUCUCCGGAGAAGGAAGCGCGGGUCCCGCAUGAGCGCCGGCGGUGGCGGCAACGAAAGGGAACGAGGCGGUGGCGGGCGGAGGCGGCGGGCGAGGGCGACGACGACCAGUGAGGCGGCCGCUGCUGCGAGGGCCGCAGCCCAGGCGCGGGGGCGACGACAGGUUAAAACUCUGUAAGAUCCUGACUUUAGACUCCACCAACUCCUCAGAAGUUUGGCGAAGUAUGAGUUUUUAAAUCUACGCUCAGAUCAAGUUAGCAGCUAGACUGGUGUGACAACCUGUUUUUAAUCAGUGACUCAAAGCUGUGAUCACCCUGAUGUCAACGAAUGGCCACAGCUUGUAAAAGAUCACCAGGAGAACCUCAGUCUGACGACAUUGAAUCUAGCCGAAUGAAGCGAGCAGCUGCAAAGCACCUAAUAGAACGCUACUACCACCAGUUAACCGAGGGCUGUGGGAAUGAGGCCUGCACGAAUGAGUUUUGUGCGUCCUGUCCAUCUUUCCUCCGUAUGGAUAACAAUGCAGCGGCUAUCAAAGCCCUCGAGCUUUAUAAGAUUAAUGCAAAACUCUGUGAUCCUCAUCCCUCCAAGAAAGGAGCAAGCUCGGCUUACCUCGAAAACUCGAAGGGCGCCGCCAACUCCUGCUCAGACAUAAAAAUGAACAAGAAGGACGGACUAGCAGCAAGGAACGAUUUUAAAGAUGUGACUUACCUAACAGAAGAUAUAGUGUAUGAAAUCCUGGAAUUAUGCAGAGAGAGAGAGGAUUACUCGCCUCUGAUCCGUGUCAUCGGGAGGGUGUUUUCGAGUGCCGAGGCGUUGGUGCAGAGCUUCCGGAAGGUCAAGCAGCACACCAAGGAGGAGCUCAAAUCUCUCCAGGGGAAGGACGAAGACAAAGAUGAGGAUGAAAAGGAAAAGGCCGCGUGUUCGGCCGCUGCUAUGGAAGAAGAUUCAGAAGCGUCCUCCUCAAGGAUAGGCGACAGCUCCCAAGGCGAGAACGUGCAGAAGUUAGGCCCUGAGGACGUGUCUGUGGAUAUCGAGGCCAUUAGAAGGGUCUACACCAGGUUGCUCUCUAACGAAAAAAUAGAAACUGCCUUUCUCAAUGCACUUGUGUAUUUGUCACCUAACGUGGAAUGUGACUUGACCUAUCACAAUGUGUACUCCCGAGACCCUAAUUACCUGAAUCUGUUCAUCAUUGUGAUGGAGAACAGAAAUCUCCACAGCCCUGAAUAUCUGGAAAUGGCGUUGCCAUUAUUUUGCAAAGCAAUGAGCAAGCUGCCCCUCGCAGCCCAAGGAAAACUGAUCAGACUGUGGUCUAAGUACAGUGCCGACCAGAUUCGGAGAAUGAUGGAAACGUUUCAGCAGCUCAUCACUUACAAAGUCAUAAGCAAUGAAUUUAACAAUCGGAAUCUAGGGAACGAGAGAAAUCUAGUUAAUGACGACGAUGCCAUCGUUGCUGCUUCAAAGUGCUUGAAAAUGGUUUACUAUGCAAACGUCGUGGGAGGGGAGGUGGACACAAACCACAACGAGGACGACGACGAGGAGCCCAUGCCCGAGUCCAGCGAGCUGACGCUCCAGGAGCUCCUGGGGGAGGAGAGGAGGAACAAGAAGGGCCCCCGGGUGGACCCGCUGGAGACGGAGCUGGGCGUGAAGACGCUGGACUGCCGGAAACCACUCAUCCCCUUCGAGGAGUUUAUUAACGAACCACUGAAUGACGUUCUAGAAAUGGAUAAAGAUUACACCUUUUUCAAAGUAGAGACAGAGAACAAAUUCUCUUUCAUGACAUGCCCCUUUAUCUUGAACGCUGUCACGAAGAAUCUGGGGCUGUACUAUGACAACAGAAUCCGCAUGUACAGCGAGCGAAGAAUCACUGUCCUCUACAGCCUAGUGCAGGGCCAGCAGCUGAACCCGUACUUGAGACUUAAAGUCAGACGUGACCACAUCAUAGACGACGCGCUUGUCCGGCUAGAGAUGAUCGCCAUGGAAAACCCGGCAGACCUGAAGAAACAGCUGUACGUGGAGUUCGAAGGAGAACAAGGAGUUGAUGAGGGAGGUGUUUCCAAAGAAUUUUUUCAGCUCGUUGUGGAAGAAAUCUUCAAUCCGGAUAUUGGUAUGUUCACAUAUGAUGAAUCUACAAAAUUGUUUUGGUUUAAUCCAUCCUCUUUUGAAACUGAGGGUCAGUUCACUCUGAUUGGCAUAGUCCUGGGUCUGGCAAUUUACAAUAACUGUAUACUGGAUGUGCAUUUUCCCAUGGUUGUCUACAGGAAGCUAAUGGGGAAGAAAGGAACUUUCCGUGACUUGGGAGACUCUCACCCUGUUCUAUAUCAGAGCUUGAAAGACUUAUUGGAGUAUGAAGGCAAUGUGGAAGACGAUAUGAUGAUCACUUUCCAGAUAUCGCAGACGGACCUUUUUGGUAAUCCGAUGAUGUACGAUCUAAAGGAAAAUGGUGAUAAAAUUCCAAUUACAAACGAAAACAGGAAGGAAUUUGUCAACCUCUACUCUGACUAUAUCCUCAAUAAAUCAGUAGAAAAACAGUUCAAGGCUUUUCGGAGAGGCUUUCAUAUGGUGACCAACGAAUCUCCCUUGAAGUACUUAUUCAGGCCUGAGGAGAUUGAGCUGCUCAUCUGCGGAAGCCGGAAUCUCGACUUCCAAGCACUAGAAGAGACUACAGAAUACGAUGGUGGCUAUUCCAGGGACUCGCUUCUCAUCAGGGAGUUCUGGGAGAUCGUCCACUCGUUCACCGAUGAGCAGAAGAGACUGUUCUUGCAGUUCACCACGGGCACGGACAGGGCGCCGGUGGGCGGCCUGGGGAAACUGAAGAUGAUCAUAGCCAAAAACGGCCCAGACACGGAACGGUUACCGACAUCUCAUACUUGCUUUAAUGUCCUUUUACUGCCGGAAUAUUCCAGCAAAGAAAAACUCAAAGAGAGGUUGUUGAAGGCCAUCACUUACGCCAAAGGAUUUGGCAUGCUGUAAAGGAAAAGAAAACAGUGAAAGCGCAAGGAACGGAAAAAGAAAUUUGCAGUGUGAAUAAGUACCACGGGAGGGACGAGUUGGAGGAGGUGGAGCCCCGCCGAGGCUGCGAGACAGGGGACGCCGUGGCCACCGGCACCGCGCUCCCUUCCCGCCGGGCUCUGUGGGCUGGAACAGCACAGUUCAGCUACUUCUAUGAACAAACCCUUUAUUAUUAUUAUUUUUUCUGUGUGAAAGUGUUACUUAUCCUUUCACUUGUAUGUACAGAGAGGUUUUUCUGAAUAUUUAUUUUAAUGGUUAAAUCACUUUUGCUUGUGUUUAUUACUGCUUGAGGUUGAGCCUUUUUGAGUAUUGAGAAAACAGACACCAACAAAACGGCCCCCCCAGGGAAGAGCGCGCCCGCGCAGACCAGCCGCCAACCUUGGAGGAAGCGCGCACCCCCCCGCGUCCCGGUAUCUGACUCAAUCAGGAAUUGUAUUUUUUUUUUUAACCAUUUGCUUUUGAAACUUGAAGUCUUGAAAACAGUGUGAUGCAUUUGCUGCUGUUCUAGUCCCCAAAGAGUUUUCUGUGCAAAACCUUGAAAUCAAUAAAGACGGAAGGGAGAACUC
Pteronotus mesoamericanus is the source of this 3946-nucleotide messenger RNA. RefSeq names its product ubiquitin protein ligase E3A (gene UBE3A). The coding region runs from base 699 to 3341 and encodes 880 amino acids. The transcript is spliced from 13 exons. The record is from RefSeq and is a predicted model, not a curated record. Gene Ontology annotation, biological process: protein polyubiquitination; ubiquitin-dependent protein catabolic process. Gene Ontology annotation, molecular function: ubiquitin protein ligase activity. Lineage: Eukaryota; Metazoa; Chordata; Mammalia; Chiroptera; Mormoopidae.